This is a messenger RNA of Saxophila tyrrhenica, 729 nucleotides long. RefSeq lists its product as uncharacterized. Bases 1 to 729 code for a protein of 242 amino acids. Lineage: Eukaryota; Fungi; Ascomycota; Dothideomycetes; Mycosphaerellales; Extremaceae. Gene Ontology annotation, molecular function: oxidoreductase activity. The transcript has 4 exons. The record is from RefSeq and is a predicted model, not a curated record.
AUGGCAAUAGAAAGAGUCCUCAUCGUCGGCGCCACAGGCAACAUCGGCGUCUCUGCCGCCAUCGCCAGCCUCCGCACCGGCCGCGAGGUACUGGCGGUUGUCCGCAACGCUGCUUCUGCGGAGAAGUUCUUUACCAACGUCGGGACGAAGGAAGGCAUUACGACCGUUGAAGCGGACGUUACAGCAAGAGAUGGCAUGCAGAAGGUGGUGGACAGGGUGAAGGCGGGAGAGCUGCCGGGGUUUCAGCACGUUUAUGCUUGUGUUGGACUCUGGCUCGUUACGCCGGUGCAUGAGGUCAGCGACGAGCAGCUCCGUAGACAUAUGCGGAUCGGAUUCGAGUCGAACUUCUUUGCCUACCGCGCCACCCUCCUCUACCUCCUCGCCCAACCCAGUCCCACAACUUUCACAGCCUGCACCGGCUCUGCAGAUACUUCAGGCUACGCCGGCCUCACCGGCCCCACCCAAGGCGCACUCGUUGCCAUGCUCAACGCCGCCAUCUUCGAGAACCAGCACCGCCCUAACAGCCAGCUCCGAAUCAACGAAGCGCGCCUCAACAUCCGCGUUGAAGUUGAUGCGGAGGCGGAGAAGCAUGGGGUGAUGAAGGCGAGUGAGUAUGCGAAGGUGUAUGAGGGGAUCUUGGAGAGGGAGGAGAUUGAGGGGAGUAGGGUUGUUGUUGAGGGGCCGGGAGAUGUUCAUGAGUUGAGGGCGGAGAAGAAGCUGAAGGGUUGA